AUGUCAUACGAAGAUCUGGCCAGAACCCUCCGCACAUAUGGCUUCCAACCGGACGCCGAUGCCCUAAGAUCCGCCUUCUCCCAAGGCCCAGAGGCAUCGGAAUGGGUGCGCCGCCACCUCAUGAGCCCCGAAACCCUGCUCGCUCGCGACGAGCUGGAUCAGUACGCCACGCUCGUCAAAUCCGGCGUCGCGGACAGGCUGGCGUCGGAGCUUGAACACGAGGGACGCCAGUCGUCGUCAUCGUUGUCAUCGUCGGCCCCACAGCAGCAGCAGCACCAGCAGGGACAUGGCGUCGUCACCGUGAGUGCGCGCGACGCGGACCUGAGGACCGCCAUCGAUGAGCUCAACCGCGCCACCGCCGCCGUGAACAGGCAGACCGAGGCGCUGAGGCAGCAGCACGACGCGCUGGAGCGGCUUUUUGCGCAGGACGCCCGCGCCGCUGACGCUAGGGCAAAGGCGGCCGCCGCUAGGGCGCGACACGCCGCUGCGGAGAGGAGACGGCUGGCGGCCGAGGCAGAGGGUCUUGCGCAGACGCUGAGUGGGCGGGUUGUCGAGUUCGAGGGUAGGCGGAGCCGCGGGCACGGAGGAGGUUUGCAGCAGACCAUCGAUGGGCUGUUGAAAUCGGACGACAAGCUGCUGGCGAGUCUGCAGAAGCUUGGAUGGGAGCUCGAGGCUGACGACCCGGAGGAGCAGGAGGGGGUUGUCAAGGCGAGGGAGAUGUGUGCGCGACUGAUCAAGUACACCGUCGAGACGUUGCGUACCAAGCUUGACAGGCUAUAUCUGGAGGCGCUGGAAAAGGAGGAUGGAAAGCUGAGGAUUGGUGCAGACUCUCAGCGAAGGCGCGAUGUUCCAAAAGAGGAAAUCGAGGAGAUGCAAGCCGAGCUGGAGGAGCUAUAUACCGAGAUUCUCCCCGUGGCACAGAUGUCUGUCGAGCAGCAGUUUCUCGAACCAGCAGUCCAGUCUUUGGCGGGGCGCUCCGCCUCGAACCUCACCCGGUCUGUGGAGGCGCUUGACUACGUUGACGCUUGCCUCAACUACCUCCUCCACAACAUGACGGCUCUCUCAUCUCGCGUCGAGGACUACAAGGCACAUGAGUCAGCCACGGCGACCCUCCUCGGCGCCGCCAAAACCGAACUAUCCAGCCAACUCCCCACCGCCACACCAUCAAAAGCCCACGGCCGUACGGCAAGCCUACCAGCCGCUGCGUCACCCAUCCGGCCCCGCCGCGCCAACACAACAGCAAACAUCAUGAACAGCAACGGCGCGGAUCAGCAAGACCAAGAACCCUCACUCCCGACGCUCCUCCGCACCCUCGCCCUCACCCUCCCGGACGAUCCGAGCAGGGACGCCGCAGCCCUGUCCGCGGCGCUGCACGACCGCUCCGCCAAGGCCGCCGACAUGGCGCGCAACGUUCAGGCGUCGUUCGAGGGCUCCGUCGCGGCGCACAUGGUCGACGCCGCUACCGCCGUCGCCAGCCUGCGCGACAGCGUCCUUGCCGAAACGGCCGCAGCACCGACGGCGGGGGCAGACGGCUCUGUCGUCGCGCUCACGGACCCCGAGACGGAGAGCUUCAUCUGGAUGCUGCAGCAGGAGGUCGGCAAGGUGCGCGGCCGUCUGGCGGACGUCGAGGCCGAGAUCAGGGCUCGCGAGGGCGGCGCCGGGAAGCCACGACCAGACCAGCUGGGUAGGGAUGGGUGCGGGAAGCGGGAGGAGCUCAUAAGGCGCUGGGGAUCCGCACGCUGA
Pyricularia grisea is the source of this 1743-nucleotide messenger RNA. RefSeq lists its product as uncharacterized. The coding region runs from base 1 to 1743 and encodes 580 amino acids. Lineage: Eukaryota; Fungi; Ascomycota; Sordariomycetes; Magnaporthales; Pyriculariaceae. The transcript is spliced from 2 exons. The record is from RefSeq and is a predicted model, not a curated record.